Molecule: messenger RNA, 2142 nt
Organism: Rotaria sp. Silwood1
Lineage: Eukaryota; Metazoa; Rotifera; Eurotatoria; Philodinida; Philodinidae
Source: the annotation of a GenBank genome assembly
AUGGAAAUUCCAGCAGCAGUAGUAUCAUCACCACUAAAAUCCAUAGUCACAGAAAUCAUAAAACAAGUUGGUUACGACAAGCUUAAAAAGAACUUUAGUCAAAAUGAUUUAUGUUUAACACUGACUGUUGAUUCAAAUUUUCCAUCAUUAGUUGAAGAAUAUCGUCAACUAACUCGCACUGUUAUGCGACGUGAACUAGAAGAUGUAAGACAAGCUAAUAAAAAUAAUAAAUCAAAUGAUUUAGUUAUUGAUUGGAGUGGAUCAUUAAAUGAAUUAUCAUAUAGUGUUCUUACACAAUUUCGUGUUUUACACAAUAUUUCAGUUCUAUCACAAGCAUUUAUACACUUACUUGUUAUUAUGGAACUUCGAUGUUCAGAAGAUUAUGCAUUAUUUAUAAGUCAAGAUGUUAUUGAAGCUUACUUGAAAAUAUUCAUAGAACAAAUACGACAAAGAGCUGAUGUUAAUGAUCUGGGUAUUACUGAUUAUGAAAAAACAAUAUUUAAAGAUAUUUUUUAUUUAUUUAUUGAUCAUUAUAAAAAACGUAUACGUAAUGAUGCAUCAUGGUUUUUACCCUCGAGAGAAAAUUUAUCAAAUAUUCAAAGUAUAUUCGAAACAAUUUCUAUUCUAUUUCAAUUAAAAAUCUGUUCAAAUGAAUCAACAAUCAAAAUACAUCUUGAAGAAAUGAUCAAAACUCGUUUACAAAUGGAUAUUAAUGAUUCAUUUAGUAUUCAUUCAUUUAUAUUUCAGGAUAAGAAUGGUCUACAAUUAACUAAUGUUCGAAAAUUUAUUGAAUUUAUUGAAAAAUUAACUGAAUCAAUGUUAAUUAUAAAAGAAUAUCAGAAAAUCUUUUCAUUAGUUAAUAUAAAUUAUAUAAAAACAUGUUUUUUUCACUACAAUAGUGCAAGUGAUCGUUUAACUGAAUUAACAAAAUGUUUAUUAAAAAAUAUGAUAGAAUAUUUUCAAGUAUAUUCAAAACCAAUGAUUAAAGUAACUUCAUCAAUAUAUGAUCCAAAUUUAAUUCAAAGUUCAAAUAUACUAUUAAAUUUAUAUUUAUAUUUACAAAAAAUUAUUAUAUUAUUUCAAGAUAUUCUUGAAACAGAAGAUUGGCAAACAAAUAUAUUUAAAUUUAAAUUAAUUGAAUAUCAUCAAUGGUUUUCUCCAAUAAUGAAGUUUUUAUUAGAAGGUUUUGCUGCAUAUAUUAGACAAGCAAUUGGGAGAGUAAUAGAAGUCGAUAAUGAAAUUGUUUCUCAUGAAGAUAUUCAUUAUUCUCAAUCAACUAUGGUAGCUACCAAUUUAUGUAUAAAGCUUUAUCAAGAAUGGGAAUCAAUUGAUUAUCCUGAUAUAAAUAUACGUUAUACAGCACUUAUUAAAUUAACAAAUACAAUAUGUGAACAAUGUCAACAUUAUGCAAAACGUACAGCACAUAAAUUAUUAGAAAAUAAAUAUUUUAGUGAUUUAAAUCGUACACGAUCAUUUAAUGUUUCAAAAAAAUUAUGUAUAUUAGUUAAUGAUAUUGAAUAUAUUAAACGAAAACUUCUUUCAUUCUUACCAAAUUUAUUAAAUUUCUCGACUAUUAUUGAUAAAAUGAAUGAAAAUUAUGAUUCAACAGGUUUCCAACAAAUAAAAGUAACACUUGAACGUUUAAUAACAACAGCUGAAUAUAAAAUGAAUGAUGUUAUUAAACUUAUAUUUAAACGUGUUACCACAUUAUUUUUUAUAUCUUUAAAAGAUAAAAUUUCCAAAUAUUAUGAAGAUGAAAAAUGUAAAAAAGUCGAUUCUAUGAAAGAUGUACAUCAAUAUAUCGAUCAAGAAAUUCUUUAUAAAUUCUAUGAAGGUCUUGAAUCAGUUCAAUAUUUUCUUAUUGCUUGUGCUAUACGUAUAAAAACAUUACAAUGUUUAACAGAAUUAUUACUAUUGCACGAAUCACCAGAUUUUUAUGAACGUAUUUUACAAUCAUUUGAUCGUUUGACUGCAUAUUUUGAACAUGUAUGUCGUGAAGAAUCAGAUAUACCUGGUCCAUCAUGUGAAGAAAUAACAACAUUUCGACAUAUACUGCAACAAUUUACAUUAUCAACUGAACAAUUACAAUUAAUUUAUUUUCAAGAAAUAACUCAAACAUAUUCUCUUGUAAAUACUCUUUGA